AUGGCAAAAUUUAGACUUUUUCACUUAGCUAUACUCGUCGGGCUUCUAGGCGUACUUGUAUCCCUUUAUAGAGGGUCAACCAAGACCCAGCAUCCUCCUCCGGUCAUUGGGAAUAACAACACUGUCUUAUUCGCCGUCAAUGUUGAGUACGGCCUCUCCAAUGUCCAUCUCGCCACUAUAUUCUCCCUGUUGCAAAAUCAUCCGACAAUCAGCAUCCAUGUUGCAUCGUUUCCCAAGCUUGCUCCCAAGCUGGAGCGAGUGGCUAACUAUGCACGCAAAAACUACCCCGGCAUGCACGUUGUGAGGUUCCACGAGCUUCCCGGCCCUGAUUUGGUCACCGCCUCGAACAGGACAUCCAUCGAUCUAAUGCAACCGCCGGGUAUUUCGGGCAUGGACGCUCUAAUGAAGGACCUGCAGCGUUAUAUCGCGCCUUGGACAGAGUCAGACUAUUUACAGAUACAUGACUACUCAAGGGAUCUUAUCCGAGAUGUUGAUCCUGCCGUAAUUGUUCUUGACGGGAUGUUAUGGCCGGCGGUGGAUGCUGCGCGGGGCGAAAAGAGGUUGUAUGCAAUGCUGGCUCCAAAUAACCUAGCCGAUUUUUUCGGCAUGGAACAACCAUGGCUGGCCGGACUCUGGAAAUACCCCGUGCUGGGUUCUGGUUAUGAUUUUCCUGUCCCUUGGCGUGAUAUUCCUGCAAAUAUCUAUCAAGCAGCCCGCUUUGCCUAUAAUAUGUUCUUCAGCCCAAAGUUAGCUGCGAAGCGCAAAUAUCUCGUAGAAAACGGGGUUAAAGACCCCAUAGACUUCCUUGCUCCUCGUCAACCCUACAUGGGCUCUUUCAUCUUACAAGAAACACAGGGGGCUUCUUUGCCGGUUGACUACGUCCCGCCCAACAUCGUCAUGGCGGGACCUAUCUCCAUUUCAGUUGCCACUGCCGAAGAGCUGGAUCCUGAACUCACGGCGUGGCUGUCACGCGCACCAACUGUGCUGGUGAAUCUCGGCAGCAUCCUUGAAUACGAUGAAGAUCGAGCAGCGGCUAUGGCGGGCGCGUUGAAGAUCAUGCUGGAAAGGACAGGAGUGCAAGUUUUGUGGAAACUGCUUCCGCCCGCGGAUCGAGUUCUCGUCGAAGAUGCUUGGAGGCCUUUGGUGGAGGAGUUUAUACACAGUGACAGGCUAAGAGUUACGAAGUGGUUGUCUGUUGAACCAUUGGCGUUGCUGCAGACGGGUUACAUCGUUGUCUCUGUGCAUCAGGGAGGGGCAAGUUGCUACCACGAAGCUGUUCUGGCCGGCGUACCUCAUAUCGUCUUACCCGCGUGGGCAGACUUGUACAACUAUGCGUCACUCGCGGAGACAACUGAUAUUGGUGUUUGGGGUAACAGAAAAGCAGCUCCCGGGAUCUCAGCAGACGAACUAGGCAGCGCGUUUUUGAAGAUGGUCGAUGGUGGACCAGCCAGCUUGUCAAUGCGAGAAAAUGCGAAGCGGCUGGGCAAGAGUAUUGUCCGCCCGGGACGUGACAUUGCUGCUGACGAAGUUGCUAGACUAGCAGCAACUGGCUACUGA
Molecule: messenger RNA, 1557 nt
Organism: Colletotrichum truncatum
Lineage: Eukaryota; Fungi; Ascomycota; Sordariomycetes; Glomerellales; Glomerellaceae
Product: udp-glucoronosyl and udp-glucosyl transferase family protein
Source: RefSeq, a predicted model, not a curated record